AUGGAAAGAAAUUUUCAGCCAAUUACCCCCCCAUUAAGGGGGGGUAGGAUUCAGACAGACAGUUUCGUGCGAGCUCCCACAAUGGAGGCAGGCAUGAAGGAUGAAAUAAGAAAAUCCCAUGGCCACCAGAAAACCAAGGAGGUCUUCACUUUCAAUGAUGGCCUGGCUGAACAACAGGGGCCUUUCCUCUCAGUAGCAAGGCCGAUUCUAGCAGCUUUGAUGCUUCUCGACUCGCCCCCUAACAAGGAAGGAGAAGGGGGACCAGAUCCCGACACUGUCUGGGAGAUGCUAGAGGAUGCUCUGGUCACGCUAGGCAAUGCCAGUGUUUGCUUGAAUGUCUGGCGGCAGCGACGCUUCUCAGAUUUCAGAGACCGGAAGAGGAAAUGGGCUACAAGCCUGGGGGCUCCAAUGCUAAAUACAGUAAGACCGGUGGAGGUGCCAGACGAGCCUCUGAUUCCAAUCAGGCAGCUAGCAACAACCUCAGCUGACUGUCUGCCCUCUACUCAUCCCCUUACACUUUCGGACAAACAAACGGCAAACAGACUCGGAAAUUUUUUAGCAAAUUGGAAACUGAUUACUACAGACAGAUGGGUUCUUCAUGCUGUUUCGGGGUACAAAAUACCCUUUCUCAAUCUCCCACACCAGUGGUGAGCUCGACCAACAGUAGCCCGGCAAGGGCGGCCGAGGGAGCUAAUGAAGGAGUCAACUCAGUCUCUCGUUUCCAGGGGUGCCAUUUCUGUGGUGGAUCCCUGCCCGGAGCAGUUCAUUUCGACUCUCUUCCUUAUGGAGAAGGGGCCGGGGAAAGGGGAGUUCCGCCCAGUGAUCAACUUGAAAGUGCCGAACAGAUUCCUUCCCAAGGAGAAGUUAAAAUGGAGGUGCUCCACACCACUUGCUCUCUUCUCCGCAGGGGCGAUUUCAUGAUGAAACUCGAUCUCAAGGACGCUUAUAAUGCUGUUCCGAUUCAUCCAGAGUCAAGGAAAUAUCUUUGGUUCUACCACGAGGGAAGAACACGACUUUUGUUGCCUUCCUUUCAGCCUUUCACUGGCUCCCUGCUUCUUCACCAGAAUCCUCCAUCCCAUCAUAGCAAGACUGUGCUCAGAGGGAAUACAAACAGUAAUUUACUUGUAUGA
Pocillopora meandrina is the source of this 1130-nucleotide messenger RNA. NCBI's taxonomy places the organism in Eukaryota, Metazoa, Cnidaria, Anthozoa, Scleractinia, Pocilloporidae. The record is from the annotation of a GenBank genome assembly.